This is a messenger RNA of Teleopsis dalmanni, 703 nucleotides long. RefSeq lists its product as uncharacterized. The record is from RefSeq and is a predicted model, not a curated record. Lineage: Eukaryota; Metazoa; Arthropoda; Insecta; Diptera; Diopsidae. The coding region runs from base 101 to 571 and encodes 156 amino acids. The transcript has 2 exons.
UCCAAAUUAAACCAAAAAAAAUUUAAUAAUAAAUUAGCAGGUUUUUUUUACCAAAAAUACUUGUCUUUUGGUAGCAUUUUUUCCGAAAAGUUCUCACAAAAUGCCAUGCAUAUUAAAAACAACACAACUCAAUUUAGCUCCACGUGAGGCGAAUUUAAUUGGCGGAGCUUACUGUCAUCACGCUCUUGAAAGGCCUGAACCAUUUUCUGCUACGACAUUUUUUCCAACUUAUAGGAAAGUACCAUUAACCCUGAAACCUUAUGCACGUCAUGAUCAACCGCCCCCGGAAACUGAGCGCAGUAAAUUUCAUACGGAAGAACUUGUACGAAUUUCGGAAUUUGACUUUCGGGACUACUAUACACGUACUCUAGUGGAGAGUCAAGAACUAGGUUGGAUACGUAACUCAAAAGUAGUUUUAGUCGAUAAACCAUUACCGAGAGUCUUUAUUACUUCAGAAAUUACGCGAAGGGUUAUUUCAUUAAGUCCAUUCUUAUCUCAUGAGAUUAUUUUAGAUGACCCAUAUUGUAUUUGUACUCCUCAUGGACCGAAGGAUCACUGGAAAAUUGUUUGAGUGCACAAGCAUUUAAGUGGCAAAACGAUUGGGUAAUAAAAUAUGAAGUUGCCCUUAUGGGUAAUAUGUGCUGAGACAUAUUUUUGUAAUACUUUUUCUAAUAUAUUUUAUAAAUGAUUUUGUAAAAGAAAU